Triticum turgidum subsp. durum (durum wheat) is the source of this 2034-nucleotide messenger RNA. NCBI's taxonomy places the organism in Eukaryota, Viridiplantae, Streptophyta, Magnoliopsida, Poales, Poaceae. The record is from the annotation of a GenBank genome assembly.
AUGGCGUCCGCUCCCCGCCGUCCCCUCCUCGUCCCCAAGCCAGAUCCCGACGCGCCCGCUCCCACCGCCGAGCUCUGCGCCGCCCUCCUCCGCCGGGUGUCCACCAAGCCCGACCCCGACGCCGACGCGCUCCCGGCCUCGACCCAGACGACGCCUCUCACCCCCGAGCUCUGUGCCGCGCUCCGCCGGGAGCUCGAGCCCUCUCCCGACGACCAUGCCGACUUCGCCCACAGCCUCCGCCUCGCCCAGCGGCGCCUCGACGCCAUCUCCGCCAGCCUUUCCUCCACACCUCCCCAGCCAUCGCCUCCCCCACCUCCCUCUGCCCCGCGGAGCGCCAGCCUUUCCUCUACGCCCACCCCGCCUCCGCCUCCGCCUGCGCCGCGCAGCGCCGACCCGGCGCGGGCCUCUUCCUCGACUGCCAGAGCCAGCGCCAAGGGCAAGAAGCGCGCACGCGGCACAGCCGGCCCGGAGAUGGUGCGCGCCACCGUCACCGCGGAGGCCGACCACCUCGAGGUCCGCACUCUCGUGCGCCGGGCGCGCCUCACCUUCGAGGCGGUCCGGGGGAUCUACCACCGCGGCGGCCGCACUCGCGCCGACAUGACCGCCCUGAGCACGAUGCUCUCCCAGGGCCUCUGUCUCUACCGCGACGUGCGCAUCGUCGGCUCCAUCCCGGGCGUCUUCGUCGGCGACGUCUUCAGCUACCGCGCCGAGCUCAUCGUCGUCGGCCUCCACAACCAAACCCAGGCCGGCAUCGGCUUCAUCCCCGCCAACCUCGUCAGCGAGGGGCACCCCGUCGCCACCAGCAUUGUCUCCUCCGGCGGCUACCUCGACGACCACGACAACGGCGAAGUCCUUAUCUACACCGGCAGCGGCGGCCGCCCGCGACACGGCGUCGAGCACAACACCGACCAGGAAUUCGAGCGCGGCAACCUCGCGCUCGCCUACAGCCACAAGUACGGCGUCGAGGUACGCGUCAUCCGCAGCAACGACUGCGACACCAGCCCCAGCGCCAAGCUCUACGUAUACGACGGCCUCUACAAGGUCGACUCCAUCACCUAUGGCCCCGGAAAGUCAGGCCACGAGGUCUGCAAGUUCAAGCUCGUGCGCAUCCCCGGCCAGGCUCCGCUCGGCAGCAAAAUCUGGCGCUCUGCCCGGGAUCUCACGAACACGCUCGACUCCAACAUCCGGCCGCGCGGCUACGUCACGCGAGACCUGUCCAAGGGCAAGGAGGUGAUCCGUGUCCCCGUCUUCAACAAUGUGGAUCGAGACCUCUCUCCCCUCGGCUUCGAGUACAUUGCCCGCCCUGACUUCCCGGCGCCCCCGGUGCUGCCCGGGACGGCGAGGCGUCUCAGGUGCUGCCAGUAUGCUACGGCGGCGUGCGGCGGGUCGUGGUCAUCUGGCAGUUGCGCCUGCGUGAGGAAGAAUGGCGGAGGCGGCCCGGCGUACAAUGCCGACGGGACGCUCGUCAGGGGAAGGCCGGUGGUGUACGAGUGCGGCGCGCGGUGCGGGUGCCCUGCGAGCUGCUCGAACCGGGUGACGCAGCGAGGGAUGCAGCACCGGCUGGAGGUGUUCCGAUCGAGGCAGACAGAUUGGGGCGUCAGGGCACUGGACUUGAUCCAGCCGGGCGCCUUCGUCUGCGAGUUCAGCGGAGACGUGGUCACCGUGGACGACGACGGUCACCACGCAAGCAAUGCCGCCGGCGCGUCGACUGAAUGGGGCGGCAUCGUCGAUCCGAAGAAGUUUCCGGCGAGAUGGAGGGAGUGGGGAGACGCCUCCGCGGCCACGCUUCCGGACGACGCCGAGGAACCUCCCCGAUUCGCGCAAUUGGCAGGGCCGCGCCCGCGCUACGUGCUCGACGUGUCCCGGAGGAGGAACUUUGCUCCCUACAUCAGCCACAGCAGCGCCCCGAACGUGUUCGUCCAGUUGGUGCUCCGUGGCGACGGCAACGAGUCGUACCCUCGUCUGAUGUUGUUCGCCAUGGACACCAUCCCGCCGCUGCGGGAGCUGAGCAUCGACUACGGCAUCGGUCAGUGA